Molecule: messenger RNA, 3822 nt
Organism: Portunus trituberculatus (swimming crab)
Lineage: Eukaryota; Metazoa; Arthropoda; Malacostraca; Decapoda; Portunidae
Exons: 3
Coding region: 143-2653 (836 amino acids)
Source: RefSeq, a predicted model, not a curated record
GGUUGAGUCUCAGAGACUGACCCAGCAAUGCAAUCAGUUAGUGACAUUAUUCACUGUCGAUCAGCAGUUAUAUCGUGUAGCUGUUGACGUCCUGUGGGCCUAUCCUCAGAAAUUCAAAAAUAUCAUCCCUCGUCUUGGAGGCAUGCAUAUGCUCAUGAGCUUCAUUGGCACAGUCGGAACUCUAAUGGCCAAUAGUGGACUGGAAGCACUCAUGAAUGCGGCAUUUGGUGGAGUACAGAAGAUGCUUACAGGAAAGAAGUUUCCCCAAUGUGUACGAGCCCUGAGGAUGGUGGUGGAAGAGCUCCUCCGAGAUGUUAUACCUGCCAGUGAGAGCUUUGAUGAACUGAUGGUUGACUUGGAAGAAAGGGCUGGAAGAAGUAGAACUUCCAUGAUGUGGUUAACGAACCUCAUCAAGCCGGUUCUGAUAAUGAUGCAGUUUGUCAGAGCUGAGAGGGAGGGAGACUGGCCUUUACAUCUAGCUGCAGUUGCUGCCAUGAUCCCUUAUUUUUUUGCCAGUGCACACUUUAACUAUGCCAGAUACGGUCUGUACUACUUGAGGUCGAUGGAGGCUCUACCAGCUGAGGUGCUAUCAGAGUUCAUGAAGGGCAAUCACGUCAUGAGGCAUACCCCUGGAAUAUGGAAUGGCAUAUGGUCCGACAUGUAUAUAGAGUCCACAUUCAUGAGGUAUGGACAUGAGGCUGGGGGCCUGGUGGGAUUGACACUCCAGCCAUCAGCUGUUGCUACGUGGGCACUCAGUCUCCACGUAUGCAGCCAACUUCUCAUGGAUGUAACUGCACUGAAAGAGGGUCAAAAGAGCAGUGUAGCAACAAGUCACAAGGAGGAAGGCAAAUCCCAUAUCAAGAGUGACGCAACUGACAGAGAAAAACUGAGGACUACACUAAGCACAUUCAUUCAUCCUCUACAUCCAUCAAGUCAUCCAGUAGGUUUGGUCAACAUUGCUAAUGGCUUGAUAUCUUCGAACAACGUGAUUGUAGACAGCUCACUCGAGAUUGGGAAGCAACAAAUGAAGGAUUUUGAAGCAGGAUGGCCAACUAGUUUCCAUGGCCCCCUAAAGAAGAAUGUAAAAACAAUGACUUCUAACAAGAAGCUGAUCAAGAUUGAUGGUACACCUGUAAUUAAUACUGAAAUGAUAUACACAAGAGUCAUUGGCCUUCAGCAGUCCAGAAGCUUGAACAUGAAAGAUGUUCUUAGUUAUGAAUUAUCUGCUGUACCGUCUGCACUCUUUGAUGAAAAUGGUGACUUGAGAUCACAAGCUAAAGCUACACUCCUUACCAAAUUACAAGUUGAAGUAUCAAGCCGUCACAUCAGCCCUCCAGAUGCCUAUAUCAUCGACGGGUGUGCCUUGCUUUGGACUGUUCGUUGGCCAUCAAAUGGUACCGUUGAAGACUAUGUGAAAAACUUCUUGGGAAGCCUCCGAUACUAUUUACAAAUGUGUCGCGUACAUCUGAUCUUUGACAGAUAUAUACCAAAUAGUACCAAGGGUGCCAGUAGAUCAAAUCGUGCUGGUACAAAUGCCAGUCGCAAACAUUCGCUGACACUCCAUACACCUCUGCCAGCCCAGAAUGUAGUGCUAACUGUCACCUACAACAAAGCCCAACUUAUCACCCUGAUCACCAAAUAUCUCGUUGAUCAUGUAGAAGACAACACUAAUGAACUUAUCAUCACUGCUGAACAUCCAGUCCCCAUAUCCAUCACAAACGGACAAGCAAGAACACAAACUAAUCUUCGUAACACUCACGAGGAGGCUGAUGUUAUCAUUGUGAAUCAGUUGGUGUACUUGGCAACCAAGGGUGCAUCAAGCAUAUCUGUGGUUUCUGAUGAUACGGACGUCUUUGUUCUUCUCCUUUACUUCUACUGCAAAGAAAAACUCACCUGUGAGGUGUUUAUGCAGAGUUGCAUUGCUGGCCGAAGAAUUGUAGAUAUAAAAGCUACAGCGACCAAGCACAGUAAUAUUGCAGAAUUUCUUCCUGGAGUGCAUGCUUUAAGUGGUUGCGAUACUACCUCUUUCCUCUAUGGCAUAGGAAAAGCAACAGCUUUGAAAGUGCUUAAUGGCGGUAAAACACUGAAGUUGUUGGGUAAGCAAGAUGCUGGUAUGGAAGAUGUUGUCACUGAAGCAACAGUGUUCAUGGCAACAUGUUAUGGUUCCAAGUGUUGCCAAAACAUGUCAGAGACCCGCCAUGAUGUAUGGAUCUCAAAAAUGGCAAACCAGAAGCUGUCAGUUGCUCCAAAACUGAAGUCUCUGCCACCAACUUCAGAGGCUUUCAUGCAACAUGUCUACAGAGCCCAUUACCAGACACUUGUGUGGAAGUCGUCACUCGUCAGUGAACCUGAAGCUCCUGAUCCACUGAAGUAUGGAUGGACCAAGAGAAAUGAUAAGCUCUUCCCGGUCAUGUUACCAGAGAAUAAAUCACCCGUGCCAACCGAAAUUCUCCAAAUGAUCAAGUGUGCUUGCUCCUCGAUGCGUGCAUGUUCUUCCAGCAGAUGCAGUUGUGCGGGUGUUCAAAUGUCAUGUUCAGUGUUCUGUGCUUGUCACGCUGGAGCAGACUGUAAUAAUGUUAAUAAUACUCGGAGCACAUUAUCACAUGAGGAAGAGGAUGAACUUUUGAGUGAUUGUGAUUUACAUAACAUUUGAAGGACUGACCAUUCACAGUGUUCUGGAUUUAUGUUACUUUUAAGCAAUAGUUAAUAUUACAUGUGACCUGUGUAAAUAUAGUGCAGGGACAAAAGUCCUAGAAACAAAUACGUGAUAAUGAAAGAGAGAUUACUGUUUAUGACUCAAAGACUCUGUUGCACAAUAUAUUUAUGUUAUGGUUUUAUGAGAUACUUAAAAAGGAGUUAUUACCUAAUUUGAUCACCACAGAUAUAUUAAUAAGCAUUAUUGCAUGGCUUCAUUGUAAUGUACCAUAAUUCAAGGGUAUGCUGAAAUUAUUAUUUAUGAAUUUUAUAUGAAACUAGUGAUUACUAAGUAGUAUGUAAUCUGGAUUGCUACUAAAUGUAAAUAGUGUACAUACUACAAUAAAUUUAAUUUUUUUUUCACAAAUUAUCCCCCUUUUGGAUGAAUAUACAUACUUUCUUAGGUAGAUACUCUUAAUUAGUGAGCAGGAAUGACUUCCUUGACCUCUAAAACAUAGGUAUGGACACCAAAAUCGCCUUUCUGUCGGCAGUAUUGUAAAAGAUAUGUGGCAUUAGCGUGGGCGACAUGCCGCGUCGCGGCCAUUUUGUUUUUGGCCCGUAAUAAUUUUUCCCCAAGGGUGCUGGAGUGGCACCCGGCUGAUUCCUGUUGAGGACAUGUCAGAGCACCAGAAUCAACAAUAAAACCUUCUCCAUACCACAAAACCGGGUUCGACCCCAUUUUUACUGGACUAAAAUAGUUAGCUCCUAAGACAUAAGUUUUACCAAAUUUAUCAUUAAGGUAAAUCAGGUUAGGUUUAGUUAAGUUAGUUUAGAUUAGGGAAGUAUAUAGUUGGUUUGGUUAGAUUUAGUUCAUUGUUAAAGUAGAUUUAGUUAUGCUUACAUUAGGUUUAAUUUAUUUUCUUACCAAACUUGUCAUCAAUGCUAGGUAAGGUUUAGUUAAUUUCCUCUCAGUUUGUUAAGAUGGGUUAGGUUAGGUUUAGUUAAUUUCCUGUCAGUUUGUUAAGAUGGGUUAGGUUAGGUUUAGUUAAGUUAGGUAUAGCCAAGUUUGGUUUAUUUAUUCAUUUAUUGUUAUUGUCAUGUGUGAGAAUUUUUAUUUUGAUAAUUUUGAUGUGCUUUGAAUGAAUCUAGUAACCAUUUUCAUUGCAAAUCAAUGUUUUACAUGUUUGG